Rhagoletis pomonella (apple maggot) is the source of this 844-nucleotide messenger RNA. RefSeq names its product 1-phosphatidylinositol 4,5-bisphosphate phosphodiesterase classes I and II-like. Gene Ontology annotation, molecular function: phosphatidylinositol-4,5-bisphosphate phospholipase C activity. NCBI's taxonomy places the organism in Eukaryota, Metazoa, Arthropoda, Insecta, Diptera, Tephritidae. The transcript is spliced from 4 exons. The annotation marks the transcript as partial. The record is from RefSeq and is a predicted model, not a curated record. Gene Ontology annotation, biological process: lipid metabolic process; phosphatidylinositol-mediated signaling.
UUUCAGCAAAUUCGCCAGAGUUCCAAGGAUAGUACUGGCUCUUCCGAUACGGAUAGCUCGAGUGAUGAUGAGUCUAUUCCAAAUGUGGCGCCCAAUCCUCCAGUUGGCACUGAUCCAACAGCAGAAAAACCACAAAAGGAAACUGAAGCGGCCGCUGAACUUUCAGCGCUAGUUAAUUAUGUGGAACCGGUACAUUUCUAUACUUUCGAAAAUGCGGAAAAAAAAAAUCGGUGCUACGAGAUGUCUUCAUUUGAUGAAAAACAAGCUACAGCUCUGCUCAAAGAACGACCGAUUGAAUUUGUCAACUAUAAUAAACACCAGCUUUCCCGAGUUUAUCCAACCGGUACCCGUUUCGAUAGUUCUAACUUUAUGCCACAGCUUUUCUGGAAUGCUGGCUGCCAGUUAGUUGCUCUCAACUAUCAAACUUUAGAUUUAGCUAUGCAAUUAAAUCUGGGCAUCUUCGAAUACAAUGAUCGAUCAGGGUAUUUGUUGAAGCCGGAGUUUAUGCGACGCACCGAUCGUCGAUUGGACCCUUUUGCGGAGAGCACGGUUGAUGGUAUCAUAGCAGGAACUGUGUCCAUAAUGGUGUUGUCUGGACAAUUUUUAACUGAUAAACGUGUGGGUACUUACGUUGAAGUGGAUAUGUUCGGGUUGCCGGCAGAUACUGUGAGAAAGCGAUUUCGGACGCGGAUCGUGCGAGAUAAUGGUCUCAAUCCAGUUUAUGGCGAGGAGCCGUUUGUUUUCAAAAAGGUAAUCAAGCCCACUUAUUUUUGCCAAGUUUGAGUCUCCUUUAGAUUAUAUUUAAACAUAUAGUAACGGUGAGUAUCCGUCCUUUGCUUGUAAG